Molecule: messenger RNA, 1672 nt
Organism: Culex pipiens pallens (northern house mosquito)
Lineage: Eukaryota; Metazoa; Arthropoda; Insecta; Diptera; Culicidae
Product: transmembrane protein 115
Exons: 4
Coding region: 172-1371 (399 amino acids)
Biological process (GO): retrograde vesicle-mediated transport, Golgi to endoplasmic reticulum
Cellular component (GO): Golgi apparatus; membrane
Source: RefSeq, a predicted model, not a curated record
GUCAUCGCGCUCACAGAAAUCGAACGAUCCUCUUAUUUAUAUUCACGUCUGCAAAAUAAAAAGGGUUUACAAAAGUUUGUGAUUCACCAAAGUUCCAGAUCCCAUCGCUGGCACGUACCCGUGUCCUCCCCCAUGUGAAGCACGCAAGUAGACGACGAAGACGACGACGGGAUGUCCAACACGGGAAGCAGCAUUUAUCUUCGGCAGCAAGUUUCUGCCCUGCUCGGAAACACGUCGAGUUCGAUAAAGUUUAUCUGCAUUUCGACGCUGAUCGGGUACGGGCUGUCGUACUCGACCCGGGCGGUCGAGAUCCUGAGCGUGACGCCGGGCUAUUUGAUGCCGCCGACGUUCUGGAUUUGGACCAUUUUCACGUUUUGCUUUCUGGAGCUGCACUUUUGGGAGGUGCUGGUGGAUUUGAUCACGGUGGGGCUGUGCGGGAAGCUGAUCGAGCCGUCCUGGGGACAGAUGGAGAUGCUGCAGUACUUUGCCAUCACGAACGUGGGGGUGGCGAUUCUGACGAGCUUUUACUAUCUGUUCUACUCGAUGAUCACGAAGGACGCGGAGCUGCUGUUUGACGUGCACAUUCACGGGCUGGCCGGGAUGAACGCGGCGGUCAGCGUGGCGGUUACGCAGAUCAUGCCGGACCACUUGAUUGCGCGGACGCCGCUGGGGAAGUUUACGAAUCGGAACGUCCCGUUGACGGUGGUCGUCGUGUCGAUCAUCAUGUGGGCGUGCAAUCUGCUAGACGGAACCUAUCCGGCCAUGUUCGCCUCGGGACUGUACGUUUCGUGGGUUUAUUUGCGGUUUUACCAGCGCCACUCGAACGGAACGCGCGGGGACAGCGCUGAGAACUUUCGGUUUUCGAGCUUCUUCCCGAACGUGCUGCAGCCGUUUAUCGCGCUGAUCGCGAACCCAGUGUACGCGGGUUGCCUCCGGAUCGGCCUCGUGAAGCGACUGUCACCAGCGUCGAGCUCCUCAGCGUCCCUCCAGUCGGUCAGCGUGCACUCGAUGGUCGGCGUCGAUCCGCACGAUAUGGAGCGAAGAAGACAAAUCGCCCUCAAAGCCCUCAGCGAGCGGCUGUCCAAGUCCACUGAUUCUAGUCGCCAGAACCUGCUGCCCAAGUCGUUCCCGCAGGGAACCGGCAAGCAUCACCACCACCAUCACCACCACAAUCAGGGCGGCGGGUUCCCGAUGACGAUGAUUCCGCCGGCGAUUCCGCUGCCGGCACCGCCACCCAAAUCCGCCCUCAAAUCCGAUCCGACGACGAAGCCGAUUCCGGCCACGAGUAGCAGCAGCAGCACAACCAAUUUAAUUAACCUGGAAGCGACGGCGGAACAGGUGGCCGGACCAGCAACGACGACGAAUACUUAAGCUGGCUUAAGUCCGCGGAGCGAGGAACCUUUGGAUUGUUGAACGGUUUAUAUAUUUGUGUCGGAAAAUAAAGGAAAAAGUAACGGUCUCGUGUUUGAAAAAAAAAAGUGUAAAGAGAAGAUGCUUUAAAUAACUAUUAGUAGGGUUUGCGCUCUCCCUUUUUUGUUUGUUUUCUGUAGGUUUUAAUUGUGAUGAUAAGCUAAAAACUAAACAUACAACAUUAAAAUAUAUGGUACUGCGUUGUAGGACAAAUUCUAGACGGCAUUAUCGCAUAAUAAAUCGUACCUAAUGAAAUAAAAAA